AUGAACAACGCGGCGGUUGGUUUUCUUCUUUGUUUGGGCGCCGGCAGUGCCACGGCCUUGGGCGCGUCGCUUGUCUUUCAUAACAACGUGGUAAAAUUGGCGAACAAGCGGGUUCUUGCAAGCGGGCUAGCCCUCGCCGCGGGCGUCAUGCUCUACAUCUCCUUCAUCGAGAUUUUCUACAAGGCGGUAGACGGGUUCCAGGAAGUGGAACUGGAACAGAUGGGCACCCUGUCCAGUGAGGAAACUGCGAAGACCAAUCAGGAAGACAAGGCGUACAAGCAGGCCGUCUGGCGGAGCUACCUGACCUUUUUGUCCGGGGUGGUGCUCAUGAUGCUUCUGGACAAACUGGUACAUCGCUUAGCGGAGGGAACCGUGCUGAUGAGCAGCAGCCCCAGUAGUGGAGGUGCACCUGAGCAAGAACUACACGGAGUCGAAGAAGUGGGGGGCGUACAAAUAGGGGAGCAUCCGGCGCACAACGAAGAUGAUCUUCACGCUGGCGCCUUGGCCAUGACCAGCUCUGAAGUUGUCAUCACGCCAGAGCGAAUGAUGGCUGAAGAUCAGGAGGAUGUCGAGGACCAUAAUCGCAUUCCUCAGAAAGAGACCACGAUAGCAAGUUCCCUGAACAAGACGAAGAACGCGCCGGUCGUGGUUGCACACAAAGCAAGUGUGGACGAACAAAACAAGGUUGACCUCGAACUGCAGGAUCUGUCCGCCUCACAGGUGAACGAAUCUGCGUCGUCCUCGACGGUAAAUUCGACACAGAAACAAGUCCAAGAGCAGCUCCUCUCCACGAUGGCACUAAAAACCGCGCUCGCGAUCGCGCUGCACAAUUUCCCCGAGGGAUUGGCCACCUUCAUCGCGACUCUGGACUCCGUCGAAGUGGGCGCGGCGAUGGCGUUUGGCAUCGCGAUUCACAACAUUCCCGAGGGCUUGUGCGUCGCGAUCCCGGUGUUUUACGCCACGAACAAUCGGAGAAAAGCCUUUUUCUGGGGGUUGUUUUCCGGGUUGAGCGAACCGCUGGCGGCGCUACUCUGCUGGGCAUUUCUCAAGUAUGGCUUUGACGAAGUGAAUGGCACCAUCUACGGGAUCCUCUUCGCCUUGGUGGCGGGCAUGAUGGUCUACAUUAGUUUGCACGAGCUGCUCCCAACGGCCUAUCGCUACGACCCGAAGGACGCCGUCGUUACCAUCAGCUGGCUUUUCGGCAUGGCCAUCAUAGGAGCGAGUCUCCUGCUGCUACUGCCGGACGGGGAAAGAUGAAAGCUCCUGUGCCGAUUGAUGCAGUGCAUGUGGAUUCAUAAUCAUAUUGAUGCACAGAACUUUUCGUAGGCAUGCGCACCCAGGCUUACUACACCUGAUAAAUGAGGUCGUCGUUCUGGUGCAAGCAUCUUCACGUCGAUCUUCUCUUUUGGCAUCGAGUGCUACCCCACGUUUUGAAGUAAGUACGUGUCUAUCAAAAAAUGUAGAGAUUAAAUUUGUUUCAUGAGAAGUUUGUCGUGGCUUUGUUGGAUGUUUCUUUGUGAAACACCGAAAAAUCAACAGUGCGACCACGUAGAAGCCGCGAAGAAGCGCCUGCUCGCGAGAACAGCAUUUGAUGUACAGCUUUGUGUAACACUACACCUGCUCUGCGAGCGUACUGCUCGCGGACAUCACUAGCACCACAUUGUUUCCGAACAACUUCCGUCCGCUCUCAGAUGUGCCGACGGUAGUUCUCUUGCUACUGUGCUGCUGUUGCUGUACGAUUUUCAACAUUUCGAUGAAUUUACUGUCAACCUUUAUUUUUUAACAGCAAGCUGACU
Molecule: messenger RNA, 1796 nt
Organism: Amoebophrya sp. A120
Lineage: Eukaryota; Dinophyceae; Syndiniales; Amoebophryaceae
Source: the annotation of a GenBank genome assembly